UUCAAAGAUGGCGGACAUUUUGUGAUUGACUUGAUGUUACAGUGUUUUUACUCACAGCUUUACCUUUAAUCGUCGAUAUGGACUCACGAGAUCAACUUUGAAUUAUCUCAGGAUAUUAAUCCUUGGAUGAAAUGGAAACAGAACAAGAGAACGGCCCACCUGAAGAAAGACAACAAUGGAAGCUUGAAAAAGACUCAGAACUGCGAAUUGAAAUCCCUGAGGGAAAAGGAAAAGCAGAAGUUGUGUUGCUACAAGGUCAAGGUGAGGUGUUUGGAACUGAGCUGGUGAGGAACAAGAAGUUCACUUUCAAAGCUGGAUCAAAUGUUGCUAUUUUUACUUGGCACGGUUGCACUGUAGAAAUCUCUGGCCCUGUUGAUGCAUAUAUCUCAAAAGAAACACCAAUGGUCAUGUACUUGAAUCUUCACAUGGGACUGGAGCAGAUGAGACGGAAAGCUGAAGCUGUUGCGGAACCAGAGACUGGUCCAAGGGUGAUGGUGACUGGCCCUGUUGAUGUUGGAAAGUCAACACUUUGUAAGCUUCUGUUGAAUUACGCUGUAAGAUCGGGGAGAAGACCGGUAUUUGUUGAUCUGGAUGUUGGUCAGGGAUAUAUUGGGGUCCCUGGAUCUAUGGGUGCUCUUUUAAUUGAGAGACCUGCUGAUAUUGAAGAAGGAUUUCCACUUCAAGCACCACUAGUUUAUCAUUAUGGUCACACAUCACCAGGUCCCAAUGAGAAGCUUUACAACAAGCUAUCCAGCAAAAUGGCUGAAGUCACAAAAGAGAGGUUUGACAAGAAUAAGAAGGCUCGAGUCAGUGGAUGUAUUAUCAACACCUGUGGCUGGGUGACAGGAACUGGUUAUAGAAUUGUGGUGCAUGCUGCUGAAGCAUUUGAAGUGAAUGUUAUUGUUGUUCUUGACCAAGAGAGACUGUACAAUGAUCUAAAGAAACAGUUUGGCAGCAAGGUUCAGAUUGUGCAUCUUCCAAAAUCUGGUGGGGUGGUGGUAAGAAGUCAAGAGACUAGAAGAGAAGGAAGGGAUAACAGAGUUAGAGACUACUUUUAUGGAAUGAACUCCAGUUUUUAUCCGCACAUUUUUGAGGUCAAAUUUGCUGACAUAAAGAUUUUUAAGAUUGGGGCUCCUGCUGUUCCUGAUUCAUGUCUGCCACUUGGAAUGGCUCCAGACCAGAAUGAAACCAAACUGGUCCCAGUACAACCAGGGCGUGAUUUAAAGCACUGUGUUUUGGCAUUGAGUGCUGCUGAGUCAUUAGAAGAAGGUUUAGUUACAACAAACACAAUAGGCUUUGUUGUUGUUAAUGACGUUGAUUUGGAACGUCAGAUGAUGGUGGAGCUGUCUCCAGCUCCAAGGCCUCUACCAAGAAAGUUCUUUCUGCUCAGUGAUGUCAAGUUUAUGGACUUCAAAUAAUUUCAAGAAGCACAUGUUAUUAUAUAUUUUUUUAUAAUUGUCAGUGACAUGAGACUUGUUCCUUCCAUGUCCUAUUCCAGUCUGGACUUCAGUUAUUUAAUUUGUUCAUGCAAAAGCAUAAGGCAUGCCUGUACUUUGAACUCUCUGGCUUGUCUGUGGAUUUGGACUACCCAUACCAGUUUUGUUUUAGAUCUUUCUUUCAGUUUGGAGCACAUUAACACCCAAGAUCUUCAUGUAUUGAGUACUGGCAUUUUCUCCAUAUAUGACAACCAGUAAAGGACGCUUAGCUUAUUUAAUAUAUGCAUUGACAAAAAUGAACAAUGGAAUCGAGAGUUUGUGCCAUUCACACAUAAUUAUGUGUACAUAUGUAUCAAAGAGGAAAAAAUCUUUCUUUCUUAUUACAGAGAUCAAAAUUUAUCAUCUUUCUUAAUCUACCGACUCACAUGACUUGUUCAUUAAAGAUUGCUGAUCGUUACUGCAUGCUAAACACGAGUCACAUACAAACAAAGACAUAGCUAAGCUUCACCAUAGAGUGUUCUGUAGCUCACUGCUAGAGCAUUGAAGUGUGAAAUCUAAAGUCUGAGCCUCAAUUCCUGUUGGGAACUCAGUAUUUUUUUUUGUCCCAUGCAUGCGACAAGAUGAUCUUUCUGUAAAAACACUUAGCUUUAAAUAUCUACACCUUUUACUGUAUUUUCUUUACCAACCCAAGAACUUUACAAUUUUCUUUUAGUAAAUUUACCUUUUAUUAUGUAUAUUAUCUUGAUACAUUUGAAUGUAAUCUACAAAUGGCAAACAUUAAACCAUCAUGGUACUUUUUAAUGAUA
Molecule: messenger RNA, 2242 nt
Organism: Stylophora pistillata
Lineage: Eukaryota; Metazoa; Cnidaria; Anthozoa; Scleractinia; Pocilloporidae
Product: protein CLP1 homolog
Biological process (GO): mRNA 3'-end processing; tRNA splicing, via endonucleolytic cleavage and ligation
Cellular component (GO): nucleus; mRNA cleavage factor complex
Molecular function (GO): polynucleotide 5'-hydroxyl-kinase activity
Source: RefSeq, a predicted model, not a curated record